CGCGAAGCGCGCAGGGGGCGCGUCGCGAUCUGUGCAUCUUGAACAUUUACGCGAAUACUGAAGUUUUGUGUUUGUGAGUUGUGAUUUGGAGGAACUACUCUCAAGUACUGCACUCAUAGGAGAGGGGAGGAUAUUGGCACUUCCUGCGGCGUCAGCAAGUCGCGUCCAUUCUUCGAGACUGUCGUUGUCAUAUACUAUAUUUCAAGUCAAUAAAAAAGAUAACCAUGCCACAACCCGACCAAACAGGAAAGGGAGUGUCAAUGUAGUGAAUAGUGCAGUGUAGUGUAGUGAAAAUGACUACGUACAGUGAGCUGAACGACACAGUGAUCCGGGCGUACGACGAGGGGUUCCCCCUCUUAAUGCCCAAGUGGGGGUACGUGGUGUCCGCGUUUGUGUUGUUCCUCAUCGGGUUCUUCGGGUUCUUCCUCAAUCUGAUGGUGAUUCUUCUCAUGUUCAAGGAUCGACAGCUGUGGACCCCACUCAACGUGAUCCUGUUCAACCUGGUCUGCUCCGACUUCUCCGUGUCCGUCCUUGGUAACCCCUUCACUCUGGUCUCCGCGCUAUUCCACCGGUGGGUCUUCGGUCACACCAUGUGUGUGCUGUACGGCUUCUUCAUGGCUUUACUGGGCAUCACGUCGAUCACCACCCUGACAGUAAUAUCGUUCGAGCGCUACAUGCUGGUGACCAGGCCUCUGAGCUCGCGUCACCUCAGCUCCAAGGGCGCAGCGCUUUCCAUCGGGUUCAUCUGGACAUACUCGCUGGCCCUGACCACCCCGCCCUUGAUCGGCUGGGGGAACUACGACCAGGAGGCUGCUAAUAUCAGUUGUUCGGUGAACUGGCACGAGCAGUCGAUGAACACGCUCACAUACAUCCUGUUCCUGUUCGCGAUGGGGCUCAUAGUCCCUCUGGCUGUCAUCAUCUACAGCUACGUCAACAUCAUCAGGACCCUCAAGAAGAACUCGCAGAGGCUGGGCCGCGUGAGCAGAGCCGAGACCAAAGCCACAGCCAUGGUGUUCGUCAUGAUCAUAGCGUUCAUGGUGGCCUGGACUCCGUACUCCGUGUUCGCACUCAUGGAGCAGUUCGCUUCAGAAGGCAUUAUAUCUCCAGGAGCCGGCGUGAUCCCCGCCCUGGUGGCCAAGAGCUCCAUCUGCUACGACCCGCUGAUCUACGUCGGCAUGAACACGCAAUUUCGGCAGUCAAUCAAACCGAUCUUCGGCAUCCACACGAAGAACAAGCAGUCGCAGCUGAAGCGCGGCUACAACAACACCGUCCUCUCCCCCGCGCGCCUCAACGACGCCACCACCAGGUUCAACUCCACUGAAACCAUCGUAUCUACCUCCACCUCCAAAAAGUUCAACAAAGACAGGAAACUCUUGUUCAACGACGAAGUUUCAGACUUAGCUACACACGACAACAAAAUGUUCCAAAGAGACCUAGAGCUAUGCACGAUACAGGAAAACAGAACUGCCUCAGAUACAGAGAGGUCCAUAGACACGUUCGAUGAAGAAAGCAAACACAAAAUGGGUAUCUUUGGAGCAUCUUGCAAAUUAUUUCGUAAACGCUCCCCGAUAGUCACGAUCAUAGAUACCGAACAUCUUAUAUUUAGUCAGAUUAAGAAAACUAGGAAUGAUGAAAAGGAGAUUGAUGAUGGCUAUGGAAACGAUGCUUACGAGGAUCAUAUUUCAGACAGGUCUAACAAUGAUGUCUUCAGUACGGAAAAUGAAUAUCAAAGGGUUAAAUCACAAAAGAUAAUCAAACGCAGCUACUCUUUAGACCUUAGUGUGAUUGCUAAUGAAAAUAAAAAGCGGAAACUUUCAAUAGAAACGAAAUUGGAGUCUGUUGUCCGGCCAAAAGGCAUUUUUAACGAGACUAUCGAUAUUCUUUUCGAUCAGGAUUCGCAUCAAUUUCAUAACUAUUUGUAUAAUAUAGACAAGAAUGAAACUACAGAUGAUGAAGUUUAGCUUGAAACAUUGAAUGAUUUGGCAUUAUCGGGGAUCAAAUGUAUUUUCAAAUAUCAAAUUUAUAUAAUAAAUUAUCUAUGUAAUGUUACAAAUGACUUUUAAAAAAGUGUUUGUAGAUGUAGUUUGGUAUCGUAUUGGUGUAUUGGAAUUUUCUCAAUGGCAAGGCUGAGCAUGUGUUUUGUAAUAAUAGUUUUAGGUAAAAUCCAGAGCUAAACAGCAUUUUUUUCAUCAAAAUGAAUAAUAUUCGUGGCAAAUUAAUGUUAACUAGGAUAAAUUAGCGAGUGUAUGAAGGCCGCUGUUUUCUUACGGAGCGACUAAUUAACGAAUCUCUAAAUAGGUAAUUUUACCUCAAAAAUUAUACAACGAGAAAUACAAAAAGAUAUAUAAGUCACAGCUUAUGCAUUAUGCAUUAUACACAGCUCAUUACAUUAUAGUAAAUGACAUACCGUGUAUACUCUAAUUAGUUAGCUACAAUUUCAUAAUAAACGAGCUAACCUUACCGCUUCCACCCUGGUGUACCUCGUGUUAAUUAAAUAGAAAAAGGUAUAAGUGAAAUAAAAUUUGAGUCGUAUUAAAAAUCUUCAGGAUCUACGUCCUAAAGUAAAAAUAUUCAGAGGCAUGUUUUAUCGCUAAGACAAAAUUAAAAGAGAUAGAAGUCGCGAAUGAGGCAGCGGCCCGCCGGGGCUCGAGAUUCCACCGACAAGGUGCUGACAUCAUAGUGAACGACCAGUGAGGAUCAUGGUCAAGGAUCUGUGAUACUAGAUACGAGUGCCAAUUUAAUGUUUAAUAGAUAUAAUUUAAAUAUAUAUUAGACAUAAACGACAUUUUAAACAAGAUUAAAUAAUUUUAAGACCAUAAUUUGUACACUAAGUUAGAAAAUAAAUGAAUAUGAAUACAACGCAACAACAAAAUUUCUGGUAGCGUAGAUAUUUCUGACAAAAUAUAGUAUAUAGUACAGUUUUAUAUUUUGUAAUACGCUCUACACAACUUUAUUUAGGUAGAUUUUAGUGUUGUCUGUAACUUUACUGAAAUUGUUUACUACUGACUACUACAAUAACACUUAGGUACCUAAUUUAUUCUUAGUUUAUUGUCAAUGUAUGUAAUUAAGUGAUUUUUUUAAUUUCUAAUUAACAGCGGGUAUUCUAGUUAUCUCUUGAAAAUAUGAAUAUGUUACAGCUGUAUUAUCUUAUAAAGUUAUCCAAAAAUAACCAAACUCAAUUUUCACCGAAUGUUUUCCAAACAAUUAAUUCAAACUUUACAAUUACGAAAAUGGUACAAAGAGUGGAUUUAAUGCUAAAAGCAUACUCUUAUGGUGAAAAAUAGUAAUAAUUAAAUCAAAUUUUAUUAUCAACUCCGUAAUUCUACCAAAUCCAUUAGUUCUAUUAGAUAAUAAACGAUACCUUAUACUUAAAUACUACUUAGUUUUAACUUUUCCAUUCACAGCUGUUCCAUUUUAAGAAGUGAGCGGAAUGUUUUAGUCUGUCGUUAUAGAAGAAUCCGUUGCAUGUUCUGGCAUUAUAUAACUAGUGCCGUCGCAGACGCAUACAUAUUACAAUGAAUGUGCCCGUGGUAACAGUGAUUUACCUCGCCUAACACAAUGUUAUGGCCCGAUGAAUCACGUAAGGGUAGUCUUUAAACUGUAUUUAGAUUCCAGGGAAUUAAAUAUUACCAUAUUUUCUAAAGUUUAAACAGUUAUUAUGAAUAUUGAAUGACAUUUAUUCAGAGCUUACCUAUUGUCUCACUUGCCAGACAAAAAUUAAUUUAAAUAUAUAUUUUCACAUCUUCUUUUCAUAUGUAAAAAAAAUAUGUCUAUUAUCGUUCCAUAUUCAUUUUAAGUAGCAAAACAAAAUAUUGCUUUCAUUGCAAUGUGAAAUAAAAUUAUUAAGUAUGUUAUUUCAAAGACACGUAUUGUUACACAAAUUCGUUUCUUGGUAUUCAAAUUCAAUACUUACUCUCAAGUGGGGUUAGUGUUACUUGCAAAAGCUCAGAGAAUGUCAAUUCAACAUAUAGUAAUAAUUAACUAUAAUUUAUCAAUUUCAUUUAGUGGGAUAGAAAGAAAAUCUUUAUUUGGCAAAUAAGAAUAAGUGUAGGAAUCGCAAUGCGAGAAUGUUUAUCUCGAUUCCACCAAACUAAAUUUACAUUAAUUAGGUAAAGUAUUUUUCAAUAUCAUUCUCAGAUAUUGAGCACUUAUAUCAGAAUUGUAAUUUAUUAAUAAUCGAAGUACUUGCAUUUGAGGUGAUAAUGUGUUCCAUGAUGUUUUUGAAUGGAUGUUGUUGCAUAGUACAUUUUAAAUGGCCUUGGAUCCAAAGUCGUUGCAGUAAUUUAGUACCUAAUUAAAUCACCUUUUGGCGUUCUCAGCUUUUAGGGUAGACAUUAAGUUUAAAUUCGUGAUAAGGAAUACUGUCUUAAUAUUAUUUCUAUUUUAUUAUAAAUUUUGUAUUCUUCUUUCUAAUUUUGUAACCCAAUAUCAUAUUUUUAAAUGACAACUCUCAUAUAUAUUUAAAAUACAGUAUUAUUUAGGUACAAACAAAACUUUAGUUAGGUACUUACUGCGCCAUAGUCUCCGCUCGCCAGUAAACAGCUCCCGCAGCUUCACGCAGACAUUGCAGGCGGGUUAUAAUGUAAAUAUUAUACUAAUAUAAUUUCGUUUCCUCUUUGGCAAACACUUUACUUAAAAGUAAAUUGUACUUUCACUUCACAAUUGCAUUUGCCCCAAAUUUAGGUACCUACUCAAUUUCAAAAUAGAUCGCCUUUCGAUCUAUUUUGCUGUUUACCUGUGUCCUGUUUACACUCAGCCCUGCUUCGUAAUCAGGUAAGUAGGUAUAAAGAAAACCAAAUAGGUACUUAAUUGAUGAUGUUCGGCUGAGUAGCCCUGUCUGGUAACACGUUAACACGUAAUAAACAAACUCUUCUAGGAAUUCGAAGUGUAAAUACCUAAAUAUAUUUUGCCUUUCCCUGACUUCGUCGUUUAUCACGAAUUUAAUAAAAUUUAUCGUAAGUCCGCAAUUCGUUAAGAAUAUAAAGGCUCACGAAGUUAAUAGGAUAAGUACCUAAAUUCUAGACUAUAAGAUAUUUAGAAAUAUUAAACCUUAGCUCUAUUAAUUUCAAUGUUUACAUAAAUUAAAGGUUUAUAUUGAACAAC
Molecule: messenger RNA, 5103 nt
Organism: Plodia interpunctella (Indianmeal moth)
Lineage: Eukaryota; Metazoa; Arthropoda; Insecta; Lepidoptera; Pyralidae
Product: parapinopsin-like
Exons: 9
Coding region: 294-1961 (555 amino acids)
Biological process (GO): cellular response to light stimulus; phototransduction; G protein-coupled receptor signaling pathway
Cellular component (GO): photoreceptor outer segment; plasma membrane
Molecular function (GO): G protein-coupled photoreceptor activity
Source: RefSeq, a predicted model, not a curated record